Scaptodrosophila lebanonensis is the source of this 1310-nucleotide messenger RNA. Its product is annotated as rRNA methyltransferase 3, mitochondrial. The transcript has 2 exons. Gene Ontology annotation, biological process: RNA processing. NCBI's taxonomy places the organism in Eukaryota, Metazoa, Arthropoda, Insecta, Diptera, Drosophilidae. The record is from RefSeq and is a predicted model, not a curated record. Gene Ontology annotation, molecular function: RNA methyltransferase activity; RNA binding. The coding region runs from base 23 to 1225 and encodes 400 amino acids.
UAAUUUUAUCUAUUUUGAAACGAUGUUGGUUAGAUUUGUUGCCUUAAGCCGAUGUUUUCAUUUACAUAUCAAACAUGUGAGCAACAACAACAAUAUUUUGCGAUUAAGCAGCAGCGCAAGCAUCGACCAAAGGGACAUAAAAGAUGCACUCGAUAUCGAGGCAAAUCUAUUUGAGAACUCAACAGUGAAGCACCAACCAGUUUUAAAGCACGAUGCUUUACGCAAGCAUAAGCCAAUUACGAACAAACAACAAAAGCCACAAUAUGUAGCAACUGUGGCGGCCAAAAGAACACAAAAAGCUGCUCGUCUCCCAUCCCCGCUCAUAAAGGACACCGAUCUGGAUCUAGAGUUUGCACGACUUACGCUGCAGGAUCCAAUGCUUAGUACUCUGUUAACAACAGUGCGCUCGCGUAAACGGCGCGACAAGAAAAGACAAAUUAUUAUCGAGGGGACAAGGUUAAUACGGGAGGCUUUUAUGUGUGGCCUACAUAUGCACGCACUUCUCUUUAGCCAGAAGGAGCACCUGACACAGCUUCAGGAAGAGAUUCGGCAGUCCCAGCGCGAACACAAGGCAAAGAUAUAUAAGGUGCCACAACACGACCUGAAAACUUGGUCCUCACUAAUGACCCCACCGGGACUCCUCGCUAUAUUUGAACGGCCAUCAGCUCACGGCUUGGAGCAGACGUUGCAGAAGAAUGGGUCUGCACCUCUGCCGAUUAUGGUAGUAUGUGACAACAUACGCGAGCCGAACAACCUGGGGAGCAUUAUAAGGACCUGCGCCGCCCUGCCGGUCAGCCAAGUGGUAGUCACACACGGCUGCUGCGAUCCCUGGGAGUCAAAAGCUUUACGCGGGGGCUGUGGCGGACAAUUUCGUCUACCCAUACGCGACGAUGUGAUGUGGGAUCAGUUGGCGCUCACCAUUCCCCCGGAAGAUGCGGAUGAUUGCCACGUAAUCAUUGCAGAAAAUAAUUUGGAUAAAUUAGGAAAUAAGCAGAGUGUACUAGAUUAUACAAAUAUGGGUCACCUCGGUGCUUACAACAUUCUAAUUAUUGGAGGAGAAAGUCAUGGAGUUAGCGAAGAUGCGUAUAAAUUUAUGAACAGUGUUGGGACAAAAGGCAGGUGUGUCUAUAUACCUCUAGCAGCCGGCAUCGAUAGCUUAAAUGUGGCAUCAGCGCUAACACUAAUUUUAUUCGAACUAAGAAGAAAACUUGUUUCGCCCAUCUAGUUAAUGUUUAAAAUACUGUAUUAUUUUUUAUAUGGAAAAACUUGUGCUUUCUAAAGUUUAAAAAUGCAAUUAACGUUUUAUAAUA